AUGCCACAAUUAUCUAAGAGAGUUUUACAACUAAAGAAAAGUCGAGAGAUCAGAAAAGCCAAACACCAAUAUAAUACAAAUAACGAAGCAGAUAAUGAAGUAGAUAAUGAAGUAGAUAAUGAAGCAAGUGACGAAGCAAAUAAUUUCUUUAAAAGACUGCUACAAAUAGUUCCAGAAAUCAAAGAGAUGUCAAAGACAAAUACAAUGGAAAGUUGCAGUUGA
Molecule: messenger RNA, 222 nt
Organism: Acaulospora morrowiae
Lineage: Eukaryota; Fungi; Glomeromycota; Glomeromycetes; Diversisporales; Acaulosporaceae
Source: the annotation of a GenBank genome assembly